UAAAGAGACUUUGCCUCCUACACAAGGAGGUAGGAAAAGGAGCUAUCUUACUUGGAAUCCACAAAUGGACAUGAUAUUGACGGCCGUGUUUUACAAUCAACUAAACCAAGGCAAUAAAGGUGAGGGGGAUUGGAAGCCUCAAGCUUAUCAAGCUGUUGUUGAUGAGUUAAAAUCCAAAUUGGGUUUGUCUAUCACGGUGGAUCACGUAAGGAAUAGGGUAAAACUUUGGAAGAGACACUAUGCCAUCAUCACUGAAAUAAGGACAAAAACCAAGUUCAGAUGGGACGAUGAUAAGAAAAUGGUGGUAAUUACUAUUGAGGACUUGGUAGAUUGGACCAAGUAUUGUGAGGUAAAUUCAGAUGCCAAGGCAUAUCAAAACAAAGCUAUUGAGAACUGGGAUGAUAUAUGUGUGUUAGUGGGCACCGAUAGAGCAACUGGCGAGGGUGCAGAACAAAUUGAUGAUUCUAUUGCAGCUAUGGAUAUGGAAGGUGCGAAUGAAGGGGAGAGCUCUAGCAGAGAGGUUUCAAAAUCUUCAACUUCUAAAUCCAAUAAGAAGCUCAAGAUUGACCCUUUAGCAAAUGCAGUAAGUGAUGUUGGUGAGAUGCUAAAGGAGUAUCUAGUGAGUACGAACCCACCAAAAGCUGAUUGCGAGGAGAUUUAUGCCGAGGUAUCUAAAGUGAGGGGUAUUCCUCCACAUCAAUUUUUAAGGGCGGUUAAGAGAUUCAUUGAUGGUUCUACACAUGAUUUCCGAAUGUUGAAGUUACUUCCAGACAAUCAAAAGUUAGAUUGGAUUAUGCUAUGUCUUGAAAACUCAGACUAAGGUGAUUUAAGACCUCGCAAAGCAGGACCUCUUGAACUGGGGAGAGAAAGCUGCAAUAAGAAAUACAAAGCAAAAGUGUAUAAG
Asparagus officinalis (garden asparagus) is the source of this 904-nucleotide messenger RNA. RefSeq lists its product as uncharacterized. The record is from RefSeq and is a predicted model, not a curated record. Lineage: Eukaryota; Viridiplantae; Streptophyta; Magnoliopsida; Asparagales; Asparagaceae. The transcript is spliced from 3 exons. The coding region runs from base 65 to 820 and encodes 251 amino acids.